UUUCUUCAACGGGAGAUUCUGCUUUUCCCAACGUAGAGACAAAAAGGAGAACGCAGUCCACACACACACAGUGAAGGGAGGGAGGGAGGCUCAACGAGCAAUUUGAUUUCAAAUUUUGAAAUCCUCCACUGUUUCUGAUCCAUCAUGCCGCCUGGUGCGAAGAAGAGGAAGGCGUUGAAGAAGAAGCAGCAGCAGCAGCAAGCGAUUGGAACAAGUACGAACAACAAUAACGGCGAUAAUCUCCACGGAAAUGAGGAACAUGGAAGCCAAGAUGAUAGGGAGAGUGAUAGCAACUUGAGCUCCCCUGGCUCUCAAGGAAAUCAAGAAUUUGGUGGGACCAAAGAUCCGUCUGCUGCUAUGGUGAAGGACACUGCUAAAGAGAUAUCAGAGGCUACUCAGGGACUGGAACCAAACAAUGGAAAUGUUAUUGCAGUUGAAAGAGGAACGGAUGUGGAGAAAUCACCCAUUUCCUCUUAUGAAAACAGUACUCAGACCGCCAAAAACGUAGCUUCUCAGGAUCCUUGUGUUAAGGAGACAGCUCCUGUUGUCGAUUCUGUCUCCAAAGUGGUGGUUUCUGAAGAGAGUGAGCAUGCUGAGACCUCAAAUUUGGUCAAACACAAGUCUGGUGCUGGUGAAAAUGGUAAGGUGGCUACUCUUCCUGGGUCUGCUUCUGGAACAAACAAAAUGGUAGAGAAUGCAAGAGAAUCUGAAGUUCCAUUAUCCCCUGAGGAAAAGCGUCUUUUGUUGCCUGGUCCAUCAGCCGUCCGUACUUCGUGGUUAAGUUGCUGCGGUUUGUUUGAUGCGAUGACAGGAUCUGACAGAUAAGCACAGAAUAGCAGGAGUGAGAUGAAGGUGGACGCACAUGGCAGCCAAAGCUCAAAAACAAGAGAAAAAACAGGAUUCCCGGUCGGUACACUCUUCUCUGUACAUCAUCUUUGAUAGAUAAUAAUGUGUGCGGCUUUUAGCAAUAAUAUACAAACAAGACCAACAUGGUUAAAUUUUCAUUUUCUUUCUUUGAAAUACAUUCUUCAUUUGUUCAUUAAAAGAUUUUAGAUUCGUGAGACUACA
Brassica oleracea var. oleracea is the source of this 1068-nucleotide messenger RNA. RefSeq lists its product as uncharacterized. The record is from RefSeq and is a predicted model, not a curated record. Bases 145 to 825 code for a protein of 226 amino acids. The transcript is spliced from 4 exons. Lineage: Eukaryota; Viridiplantae; Streptophyta; Magnoliopsida; Brassicales; Brassicaceae.